AUGAGGAGUGUAUUGAGACGGGGAAAUGUUAUAGUGCGUGGGGCAGCCACUUCGGCGAUCCCUGCUACCACAGGGAUUUACGAAUUUAGAGAGGUUCAUAGUGAAGUGAAAGGUUCAACAGUAUCGAAGCUUAGAACUAGAAAUUUCCCUUCCCAACAAUUUGACGGGUCCCUUUCAAGUUCGCAUUUGGCAUCUGCAGUGUCUGCAGAAGGUCGUAUAGUACGAGAUCAAGUCAAACUGCAGAUUUACGAGUGCUUACAGAAUAAUCAAUACGAGGUGGUGAUCCGAUUACUUAAAGCUCUCACUGAUACAAAGACGCAAGAAGAACUGGGGAGAUGGAAUGACGUAUUAACCAAAGAAGAACUCUCCUUCUUCCUUGGAAAAUUAGUUACGUAUCAGAAACAGUUGGUGGUUAGAGCCACUUCCAGCAAAGCCGUUUCAUUGGACCAAAUUGAACCAUUUCAAAACGCCAAUAUCACCAAAAAUAAUAUACGAACAAUCUACAAUAACCUCUUAUACGGGAGCCGUGAUCAGACAUUUAUGUACGACAGAAGUACGAGAAAUGACUUGACGGUAUCUCCAGACUGGACCGGGUAUGAAUUGAUGGUUCAUGACUAUGAGAACUUGAUUGAAUUGGAAAUCACCAAUAUGAAGUUUGAUUUGGCGUCUAAAUGGUUCCAAAGAUUUGACCAACAAUUUGGUGAAACCAGCAUAGAUCACAUGACCCACAGGUUAUGGGUUCUCAAGCUUGAAACUUACUGUGGGGGGUACCCAUCGUCGUGGGAGAUCUCAGACAAGGUUAAUGAGUUGACCACAUUGAACCACCAGCCCAAGCAGUCUUUUCUCAAGCUGAGCAAGAACUUCUUGGUGGUGUUCAAUGAGUUCUUGCAACUGCAAAAGGUCAGAGGAGGCACUGCAUUAGGCAAGUCAUUGGGUAGUGAGUUUGUCAAAGCCUUGAUCUACUCUGCCGGCUAUUCUCGGAACACAGAGUACUUAACCAAGAUGAUCCACUUGAUCUACGGCAUUGACGCCAAGGGAGAAUUGGUUAUGACCAAAUCAGAAGACCUCGUGCAACCAACUCAACAAGUGUUGGAGGCUAUUUUUGUUGCGUAUGCUUAUAAUAACGAGAUCUUCAGCGGGUUGAAGUACAUCAAUGCCUUCCAACAGCUGUACAACAUCGACUUAUCUUCCAGACAUGCAAGAUCGUUAUGGGGCAAGUUGUUCCGAUGGAGCGAGAACAUGACACGAUACGACGAAUCCAAAACGCUAAUCAUGUUCAUGAAGAUUGAAAAUACGAACUCAGACAAAAGUGUCACCAUUCCUGUGGUGUCUUCAUUGGAAGAAGCACAAAGUAAUAUAAACUUCGAUUACGAGGGUUAUGUGGAGUACGUGGAGUCUGUUCGUACCAAAAGACUCAAUACCAUGAAUGCUCUUUGGAGCUUGUACAAAGCAAAUAACAGUUUCUACUCCAAUUCAGCAUAUUAUUCCUAUUACAAGAUUUUGUCUGAAUCAUUGAAACAUGAUUUGAAAACUUCUCUUGCAGCAGAAGCUGUCAAUCCCGAAGUCGAACAACCUGUCUAUAAGUUUCUUACAGAACUUGAUCAAGUUUAUCAUACUAUUAACUCCCCCGAGUCAUACAAUUUUGGCCCGGUUUCAUUGGGCCAAUAUCACGAUUCUGUAAGACACAUUUACGAAUCUGCAGUCAAAGAUUUGAUCUCAUAUAAACUGGAACUCGCCCACAUGGGCCAAGUGGAACCUCUCAUACAGGAAUGGAGUAUUGAUCUGCAAAUGAAAGAGUCUUUACUUCUAUGGUACGCUCAAGUCAAACCUAUCUACAUGGCUGAACUUGAAGACAAGAGAGAAAAGAAAAUGGUACUGCUUAGAGCAGAUGAAAAUGAUGAUUCUUUCCUUGGUCUUAUGUAG
This is a messenger RNA of Lizanozyma spartinae, 1923 nucleotides long. RefSeq lists its product as uncharacterized. Bases 1 to 1923 code for a protein of 640 amino acids. The record is from RefSeq and is a predicted model, not a curated record. The transcript has a single exon. NCBI's taxonomy places the organism in Eukaryota, Fungi, Ascomycota, Pichiomycetes, Serinales, Debaryomycetaceae.